Messenger RNA from Drosophila serrata, 1174 nucleotides. RefSeq lists its product as uncharacterized. Lineage: Eukaryota; Metazoa; Arthropoda; Insecta; Diptera; Drosophilidae. The record is from RefSeq and is a predicted model, not a curated record.
CAGAUGGAAACGAUCGGGGCGGCCUCAACUAUUCCCAGCUCAGUUGAAAAUUCUCAGUCAAAAGUCAACAACAGUCAAGAGUCAGUCAGUCAUUCAGUCAUUCAACAGAUUGGCCCCAGGAAAGGAUGCAAAAUUCAAGAGUGAUCCGCAGGGUGAACGCUGGCCUUAGCCGCUGUUUGAGCCACCAUCGGCGACUGUGCCGCGAAAUCGAUGAGCUGGACCGACUGCUCUUUAACGACGAGUUCCUGCGAGAUCCACGUACCCUAUGGCUCCACCAGACCAGCAAAAAGGAGGCUCUGGACGUGGAACCCGCCUCGUCGGAGUCGGAGUUCAAAGGCAGCCAAACAGCGGGCAUUAGGUUCCGUAGUCUCAAUCAGGGCAACACGGGAUCUUUGGUGGCCACAGAGGAUUGCCAUCAGGGAAUCUCCACUCCGCAGCAGCAAUCGCUGGUAAGACGUCCCCGUGUCAGGGUUGGCUUCGCCAUGUCACGCCCUUUGAGGAAGAUGAUCUAGAGAAGUAGUUAAUCCCAUUGGGCUAUCAUUGAGAGGUCACAGAGCACACGUAGAGCCAGUGAAAAACGCCAUUGGAUCCACCGAGGAAUCUUGCCCACAGACACCCUCUCAGGUCUCAGCUCUGCCGGCGAGACAUCCGCAGGAUGUCUGCGGGAAACAGACCACGAGAGAUCCGGGGGUUAGGAUGUAACAUCAUCUAGCUGGCUCCAUCUUGCAACCCAUAACCCAGCUCCUUCUCCAGCUGCUGCUGCUCCUGCUGCUGCUCUCGUUAUUGUUAUGAAUAAGUUAAUAACAUGGCGGAAGGCUCCUUUGUCGUGGCCCAAAACAACAACCAACAACGCAGGCAGCGCUUAUUAAAUGAUUGAAGCCGAAGCUCCAAGUCUCUGGUGGAGAAUUGGGGCCUCAAGCUGGGGGCCCCCAUAAAAAAAGGUGGAAACCUGGUCCUCGUCUUCUCUGCCUGCUCAUCUUCACAGCCUUCUCAGCCUUCUCAGCCUUCGCUGCCUUGUGGUUUUUCCCCUUUUUUUGUGAACAGCGACCACCAUCAAUAACACUGGACCGGCGACGGGUCCGGGCCAUAUUUAUGAUUUGUUAAGCAACGCCGAACGUGCGAAAGGAUAAUCACAAGCGCCUGCUGGCACGCCCCCCGGUGCCUCCGCCUCUCA